UCGAAACGGUGACAGAGGAACGGCGAAAGUUUUCUAUGACGAUGAGAAGUGAAUUUUUGGAUUUUUCGCGUGACAAGUUCGUUGUGAAAAAAACUAAAAAGAACAAUUUAUUAUUUAGAACAUUUGCAAGCAAUACAAAAUUUGUUGUGCUACUCUGUCGGCUCGGUGUCGGUGCAAAUUGGGUGUGAAAUAAAGUAAAAAAUCAAUUGCCUCAAAGCCUCUCGACCAAUUUCAAUUUUAUUCUCUGCGUGUGCAAAAAAAAAAAAAACUACGAAAAAACGAAGACGAAAAAAGUCAGCAGCGGGGAAGAAAAAGAAUAGAAAGGAAAGCGAAAAUAGCCACAGAAAAAGAAACAAAAUUAAGUCAUUCAUACCACCAGGCCACGGAAAAUUAAACGACGACGACGACAACGGUCGCGUAGAAGUUGAAGAAAAUGUACAGGAACAGGGGAGGAGGAGCAGCCGCAGCAGCAGUAGUAUAAAUAAAUAGCGAAACAGCGAAAAGAAGUGUGUUGCAGCUUUGAUUGCCUGCCUUUGAUUGUUCGCAUCGCAUUGUAAUCAAGUUUCAUGCAAUAAGAAUAUCAAAGUGAAAAUCAAAUUUUCCAAAUCGAAAAGCCUCCUCGACUGGGUGGCAACACGACUGCCACUGUGUGCGUGUGUAUAUGCUGUGUGUGUGUGUGUGUAUGUGUGUGUGAGUGUGCCGCGUUUGACUGUGUGUGUGUGUGAGUGUUGCGAGUAAGUGUUGAGGCGUUCCGUUUGUUCGAAAGAGGAGGAAAAAAUAUAUUUAAAAGCAAACCGACUGUGUCUUUGUGUGGAAUUUCCGGAUAAUUUCAACAUACGUUACCAUGGAAUAUUACCUAGGAGGAUAUGUCUAUAUGAAUGCAGAUGCAGUCAAGAUCCAGCCGCCGGUCUACGCCAAUGUUCCUGUCGAAACGGCAAUGUUAGCUACCAACUUAUUCGGCACCACAACACAGAUCGCAGCCCCAAACGCAGCAGCCCACAUACCAUUGAUCACAGCCGCCCCAGCAGCCGCUGCCCCCGCUACAGUCGCAGCCGUGGCAGCGCCACAGACCGCUCCGCUUUCACAUCAGCAUCCACAGCAGGUGCAGGUUCAGGUGCAGCAGCCUCAUCCACACCAGCAGCAGAUUAUUGCUCAUACACACACCCACCAACAACACCAGCAGCAGCAGCAACAACAGCAGCAACAGUCUCCUCAGACCAUUCAGGCUCAUCCCGCACAGCAUUUGCAAUACGGACAUCCGCCUCCGCCGCCACAGGCACAAGGCGUGGCUAACUCCGGAGUGGUUGUAGGAGGAGGCGCUGCCGUUGCUGGUGCCGCUGCUGAGAGCAUCGAUAAUCCAGAAUUCGCCAUCAUGAAUGGGGCAAUUGGCCAGACCCAAGAUGGCACCGUCGUCUGCUACACAACCGAUGCCCUGGUACCUGGUGUUAAUAAUACGAAUUUAGUUGCAAUUGAGCCGCAACCCCAACACAUUGUAGUGCCGGUUCAGGUUCCUGUUCCCGUUCAGCUACCGGUCCCAGUGCCUGCCAAUGGACCGCUGCCCACCCAGAACCCAGAGCUGCAGCAGCAGCUACAGCCACAGCAGGGUAACAACCCCAAUGUCCCAGCUGGAGACGAUCCGAAUCUACCGAUGGACAAGCUUAAGCAAAUGCUGGCUACUCAGCUUGAGUACUACUUUUCAAGAGAGAAUCUGGCGAAUGAUACUUACCUGCUGUCGCAGAUGGAUAGCGACCAAUAUGUGCCCAUAUGGACUGUGGCCAGAUUUAAUCUUGUUAGGAAACUAAGCAAGGACAUCAAACUUAUUACUGAGGUGCUGCGUGAGUCGCCCAACGUUCAGGUGGAUGACGAGGGCCUGCGCGUGCGUCCCAAUCGCAAGCGUUGCAUCAUCAUACUACGCGAGAUAUCCAACAACACUCCCCUCGAUGACGUCAAGGCUCUUUUCAGCAAUGAGAACUGCCCGAGGCCAAUAUCCUGCGAAUUUGCUGCCAACAAUUCGUGGUACAUCACAUUUGAGUCGGACGAGGAUGCGCAAAAGGCCUUCAAGUAUCUGCGCGAGGAGAUCAAGGAGUUUCAGGGCAAGCCCAUUAUGGCCCGCAUCAAGCCCAAAUCGUUUAUCAAUAGAAUACAAGCUGUACCAAAUAUUAAGAACGGCUACCGUCUCACAUCGCCACCGACUGCCGCAGUGUAUGAUCCUUCCGGGGCUGGGGCUGCCGCUGUCAGCUAUGCGUCCGCCCCACAGCGAUACUUGUAUACCACCAAUGGGGCAGUCCUUGGCCCCGCCUCUGUUCCCUACAAUAAUCCGGUAGUGAUUCCGAUUCAACAGAAUCAAUUCUAUCCCGGUUUGAUGGCUGGUCCAUGGCCACCCGGCACUGUGACCACUGCCGGGCAUGGCCAGAACUUCUAUGAGAUUGGUGGCAAUAUCUAUGCCGCCAAUGCAUUGGCUCCGCAGGCUGUAGCCAGCUUUGCCGCCGCACCUCCACCCACCGCACAAACGAUUGUCACAUCCAAACCGCAGGGUGGUGGUGGCGGCCGCUACAACAAUAGUCACCGCGGCAAUCCCAACAAUAUGGGAGGUGGCGGCAACUCGGGACCACGCGGCGAGCCCCGGAGCAAACCCCCGCGCAAUACACAGACUCCAUCCCAUAUCCAGAGCGGGAGUAUUGUGCCCAUCCAGCUAGCGGGGGGUAUUCCUGGUGGCAUGGUGAGCGUGGUGCCGGCAAAUAUUGUGGAUCCACUGCAUCAGGCUUCGCUGCAGCAGGCCCAGCAACAGCCGGUUCACCAGCAACUACAGCAGCAGCAGGUGCAGCAACCGACCAGCUCCGCCCAUGUCCAAGUCCAACAGCAGCAGCAGGCAACGGGGCAGGUGAACAAUUCCAAUCGCCACUAUAAUACCAUCAAGAGUAAUAAUUGGAAGGGUGGCAUGCAGAAGAACCUGGACAAGAGCUAUGGAGGUGCAGUGGCCACCCACCACCACUACAGCACCCAGGCCCAGGGUCUGACCACACAUGGCCACCAUCUUCAGGCCCAGCAGCAGCAGCAGCAACAGCAACAACAACAGGGACAGGGACAAUCACAGCAGCAGCACUAUCAUUUGGCUUCCUCUAGCGGCGCGAGCACACCGCAGGUAUCUUAUGCCAGUCCUCAGGCUACGGCUACCUUGACGCUGGCCCCGCAGCCCAGUCAGCACCAACAUCAUCUGGUGGCCCACCAUGCCUCCCAGCAGCAACAGACGCAGCAGCAGCAGCCGCAGCAUCAGCAAGUUGAGAUGCAGGAGGCGGUGGAGAAUGUGGACCAUGGUUCGCAUGCUAUGCAACAAGUCAAUCGCAGCAGUAAUAUGUCGGCCAGCUCAUCCUCGUCGAUGGCCACAUCAAUCAGCAAGGAGCCGCUGCAAUGGCAGACGCGUCCACGUCGUCGUCGUCGCGAUGAGGAGGGCGGCACUAUUAAUUAUUCUCCAAGCGGUCGAGUGGGGCUCUUUGGCACCUCUCCGUCUGCGCCGCAUCAGCAGCAGCAACAGCAGAUGAUUUCAUCGUCCUCGUCUUCCGCCAGCAAUGUGCAGUCAGGCAACGGUGGUCCCUCCCAUCGCGGCGGUGAUCGGGAGAGCCAUUACAAUAUUCACGAUGUACCACCACCACCGCCCCAGCACCGGGGCAACUACAAGGGCAACAACUAUAAUCCUAACUAUCACGCCCAGCACUCGUCCAUGUCGAACAGCUCGCAUCACCAUCACCACAACGCCCUGUCCUCGCAGCACCACCUGGCAGCGGGACAGCAGCAGGGAUCGAGUCACCACUAUCACCACCAUCAUCACCACAAUUCCAUCGGAAGCAAUGUAGGGAACAGCGGAGGAGUGGGCGUCAGCAGUGGAGCUGCAGCCGGAGGCGGUGGAUCUGGCAACAACAGCGUUUCGGGUGGAAACGGCAAUGCCUCCAAUGAGCGUGGCAUGCAUCACGUUACCCUGGGCUACCAGGGACACCAGCAUCAGCAGCAACAACAGCAGCAGCAGCAACAACAGCAGCCGGCAGUGCCAGUGCAACCGCCGCAGUUUGAUCUAGAGGCAACCGCCUUCCCACCACUGCCAGCCUCGUCAGCAUCGGUAAGCACGCCACACACUCCUCAGGCCAAUAGCGCGUCCGUGCACAACUCCAACUCGUCCUCCUCUGCGCCUGCCUUAACACAGAAACAAACUCUUCAUCAGCAGCAGCAGCUGAGCGGCAGCGUGGAGACCAGCGAUGAGCAGCGUUCAAGCAAUUAUCAGCAGGGCGAAGGUAUUGCUCAUCUGGCCAACAGUGCUGCUGUCUCUGUAGCUGCCAACAACUGGUCCGAGAACCGUCUCUCGGACGUGGUCCGUACUGGCGGGGGUGGUGGCGGAGGGGGAGCCAAGGGCAAGGCUCGCAAGGAGACUGUCCAAAGCAAACACCAUCCGAAUCAGACCCAGCUGCAGCAGCAGCAGCAACAACCACAGCCACAGCCGCAUUUGCCCCCCAACUUCCAGCAGCAUCAGCGAAAUGUGCCGGUCAGUCCCACGCCCGCCGUGGAGUACGCGCCCCUCGAGGGCAACAAUACUAAAAACGUUACGAAGCAGAGCUCCAGUAACAGUUCGACCCAUGUGAUAAAGUGUCUAACACCAAAUAUCAAUGCCAGCAGCAAGGAUGAGGCAGCCGCAGCCGGAGUCGGGGUAGGAGCCGGAGCCGGACCUGGUUCUGCCCAGCAGCUGGAUAAAUCAAACAAGACUGAGGAUGAAAUGCAUCCAAAGCAGCCGCUGCUGCAGCAGCAUCCGCCGCAACGUCUGGCCGAAGCCUACGUCCAGACUAUGCAACAGCAGCAGCAUCAGCUGCCACCGCUGGCUGCCCUAAACGAUUAUGCAAGGGGCGCGGGGGCAAUCACUGCCGUGCCCGCGGGCGCUGGCGCCUGCAGUGUGGCGACAGUUGCGACCGGUUUAACCGCCAGCCUGGCCGAGUGCAGCCUCAGCCAGCAUAAGAAACCGCCCUCCGUUGCCGCCCUGCACGCCAAGAAGGAGGCAAGCCUGACCAAGGAUCCAGCCAGCAAGAAGAGCGUUGCCACCUCCACAUCGAACGAGAACAUUGCCGCCGCCACGGCGAGCAAGCUGAGCUACGCCCAGGUAGCCCAGCACCACAAGGCCUCCACGGACAGCAAGGAUGGAAGUGCCUCCACCGGCACCCUUUCGCCCACUGGCAGCCACAAGAUGGAUCUAGUCUUUGGUGAUCCCACCACAAUCGCUGCCGCUGUGGAGAAGAGUGUGGUCGCCACCGAGAAGCGUAUAGCAGGAGGAGCCUCCCCGGCCGUCAAUGCUUUGCUGUCUGCCAAAGCUGCCAGCGGUACACAGACAAUGAAUUCAGCUCAAGGCAGCAAUGCCGUCGGUGCCAAGGAGAAAGAUGUCCGCUCCCAUGCCUCGCCCAUGGCCGGUGGUGGGCGCCACCAGAGCAAGGAGAAGCACCAACACCAACAACAGCAACAUCAUCAGCAACAUUACGGCUCAGGGACAGAGCACAAUACCAAUGCCAAUGUAGGCUCGGGGACUGGCGGCAACCGCAAGUCCAGGGCCCACAACAACUCUUAGGGGAAGGGAAAGUCGUUGCCAAAAGCGAGGCAACUGUAAGAGACCUUUUGCAGGAUGCCUCUGAUAAUGCAUCUGCCUGUAAAUAUAUGAAAUUCCAUGUGUAAAUACCAGAACAAUUUUUGUUACAUCUAUAAGUGCUAUGCUAUAGAUAUUUACCAGCUAACUAAGGAGGCAUACAAAAGCUUUCGCCGCUGCUCAAGAGAAAGGAGCAGAUGAUGAGAUGGGAUGGAGAAGCAGGCGAAGCUUGGACCAGUUAUCAUAUUAGUAGGCAAAGGAAUAAAGGAAUAAUGAAUGGUGCAUACCCCUUUCUCCAGCUAUUUACCCGCAUAUAUGUAUAUACGCAUAUAUAUGUAUAUGCUUAAUCAGUUAUCGGUUACUGUUGAUCUACGUCUUUACCUAAGCUUGAGGGGUACACCGUGGACUAGAGCGAUGAGCAGCGAUGAUAUUUGGAGAAUAACGAAUGGAUGAAUGACUGAAUGGAGAAUGGAGAGAGGAUAAGUGUAGACGAAGAGAUGAUGAAUAUGCCUAAGCUAUGAUUACGAUUACCAUUAAUGAUUACCGAGUGAAUAAGUCUAAGUUUUGAUUUUAGUUAGCCAACUUGCAUCGAACGACAAAACAGAGCAAAAGAAAAGAUACACAUUGUAAACGAUUUUACUGAUAAAUUUUUGAUGAGACUCAUGCAUCAUGAAUCAUACGUUGAUUACGUUAUUAUCUACGUUUAGUAAUUCAUUAUUUACAUUUUGCUUACACUCACACGCGACACACACAACACCACACCACACCACACAACACACGCGACACACACUCACAUCUAACUUAAUGUUUAUAGCCAAAACAGAAGUACACAGAUACGAGUAUAUGGCGUAUAUGUUAUCUAUAUACAUAGCUAUGUCUCCGCUAGUCCCAGAAGUUAGGGUUACUUCUAUUAAUUAGAUAUAUACGAGUAUACAUUUAUAUAUAUAUAUUGAUAUAUUGUUUGGAACCAUUGUAACAUUUUAUCAGUUGGUCUUGUUUGAGCGAAUGGUUUAUUUUUUUUAUACACAAAUAUUUUAUUAAAGUGGAUUCUCGUACUUAGUUCACGACAUAAGGGAUCCCUUACACACGGAACAUACACGCAGACCAACUGCCCUUACCCUUGGCCACAGCCAAGACCACAACCCCACCCACCCCUACACCUGAGUAUAUCCUUCAUUUAGAUACUUAUGAGAAUAACUUAUAUAUUUUAAAAUUGCAUUUGUUUCCACGCGAUGAAUGGCAAUUUUCUCAGUUUGAUGGUUUCACGUCUAUUUCAAGAAGCAAAGAAAAGAAAAGUACACGAAGAAAAGGAGAAUUAUUCUUAAUCAAAGUUAGUGCAUUGCUAAAGCAACUAAACUCUAUCCUUAUAAAGCGUAGGUGGACACGGCUACAGCUCAGCUCAGCUCAUAAGACAGACACUAUCCAAUGUUAAAUUUACAACUCUGUAUAUAAGCCUACAAAGAAUGUAUUCUACACUUACCAAAACACACACAAAAUACACUCUAUAUACAAAAAGGUGCCAUAACACUAUAAUGAAAAAAUAAACACACUCACACACGAAAUUCUACGAGGUUUAGGACAACACAAAUAGGCAUUUAAAAACAGAUUCUAUUAUGUUAAACUGUCUCUCAAUUUAUAAUGCUACCACCCCUCUGUAUAAUGAUGCUCAUUAUCGAUUUUGGUUUCCUUUAUUACGCACAAACAAAUGAUUUACGAAGAGUCGUCCUGAUUUAUUUGAGAAGCAUGUUAUUUGAUCCCUAAUUCAUAACAUCAUCCAUUGGCAACUGAAGAAGAGGAGGAGGAGGAAUAAUCAGUAGUCUUAAGAGCGUGCACGCGAUAUCUAAAUGUGUGCGCAUAAAUAGAGAGAGAUAUAAAUAUAAAUAUAUAUAUAUAUAUAUACAAACUACUCUAGGCCUAAGAAUUAAGUUUAGAAAUGCGAAUGAAUAUUCACACUUAACUGCAAGUAAUAUUCAACUCUUUUUUUUUUUUCUUAUUUUCAACUUUUAUUUGAGAACAAAACUGCGCCCGCCUUUCACAAACAAACACACAGACUUACACUCACACGCCCAAAACUAACGAUCGAUUUCAAUAUUAUUUGUCAUAGAAUAGAAUACUAAACGGCAAACGAUACCUUUGUUUCUCUUUAAGUUAGUGCUGAUGAACACACUGUGAAUGAAAUGAACCGAACAAUGUUUUCCCGUAAAACGAAACUCAUCCAAAAUCAAAAUAACGAAAGAGAAGAAGGAGAAGGAGAAAAAUUAACUCUUAAACUGAAGACUUUCUACCGAAAUGUAAAUGAAAAUGUAACAAAAAUACGAGAAAGAAAACUAAAACUGAAAACCAAUAUAUAUAUAUAUAUAUACAAACAUACAAAUAUGUAAACAUAUACUUUGUUUCUAUGAAAACAAUCGAAUAUGCUAAGUGCCUAUACUAACUAUUAUAUUAUGGUGUGACACGCAAGUACAGUCAGACCACUGAGCCAAGAACCAAAACUGUGUCCUCCCUCCCUCCCUCAAUCACACACACACACACUCCCCUUGCUCGCACAGAAUCAUGCUCCCACACUCAAUCACUCAACUGCCUCUAGGAUCUAACUUAACCUCACAGUGAAAUGAAAACAAACAAACAAACCAACAAACACUCAUUGAAUCAAACCAAUGAUUCAUUCAUUCGCCCAACUGAUAUUUGACCAGACGGCGCGGGGGGCUUUCCUGUCACUGGUUUAGGGGUCGAUGCGAUAGAUAGGGAGACACAGCCACCCCCACACAUAUUAUACCUUGCUCAGUGGUUCGUCGUGUACUCGGGACACUAAAAAUUUAACUUUAAAUAAUUCAUAGUUUAUAGUUUGUAUCUUCCCCAUUUGAUGAAAGACGCAACCCAACCCUCUCCCUAACUAUCAUCCAACCCAACCCAAUCCCCAUACACCCCAGACAUUAGUUUCGAACGUUCUCAAAUGAUUUUGUUGUGCUCAUCACUCACACUGUCGGCUGCCACAAUAGCAAACACAGACAGAGAACACUCUACAGUGGAACCUCAGUAGGGCGGACACCAACUUGGACUGCGGACUGCUUUAGGUGAAAAUGUUAGAGCGGAAGAUUGAUCGGUUGAGCGAGCGUGCGGCUGUGCGGCUGUUGUUGGUUGGGGAGCUGGAUGCGAGGCAGCCCCGUUCUUCCGGCAAUGAGAUGUGAUAUUAUGCAACUGACGGAUCGUCAAUUGUGUGCGACAAAAAAAACAAAAUGAAAUAUACGGAAAAACGACUGCCCAAUUGGGUUUUCCUCCAGCAGCAGACACGUCCAGACAUGUUCACACCUAGACACAACACACCACACACACAAACACAGAGAGAGAGACACGCAGAGAAAGAGAACAGUAGAGAGAAGCGAAGCGAAGAGAAUGAGAGUAGUAGGGUAUAGAGAAAGUAAAGAAACAUUGUUGAUGUUGAAUAAUUUUAAGGCAAUACAAUAAAUUAAAUUAAAUUGUUACAUUGUAAACCUGAGUUCUUAAGUUAUUUAUUUUUGUAUGAUUAAGCAGCGCAUAUGACACCUUGUUAUAUUUACAAAAUAAUACGAUUAGAAAUUGAGCAGGCAUGCCACGCCCAUAGCUAGCAUCCCCCCCAUACUCAGACCCACACAAACACACACAAGAAAGGAAGCAUCUUUAAAUUACACAUAAUGGAAUGACCCUCGGCCACACCAAUCAAAUGUACAUACUAUAUGCCAGAGGGUCUAUUCUAUGCCCUGGUUCUAUUCUAUCCUCAUGUCAUGCUUUCAUCGCCUUACCAUUGACCAUUCUUUAUGGCACUGCCAGCAGAUAAGUUUAUUUUUCCGUUUCCUCUUUUAAUUUGUGAAGCUUUGCUUCUGAAGAGCGUGGGGCACCCAUACCUAUAAUAUCAUCUUUCAUGAACUAUAUUUUAAUGGCUAGAGAUCAGGCGUUCCUUUAUUUACCAUGGGUUAAGUCUCUGCUUUUAUGUACUACCCAUAAGCUGCAAAUGAAAGCUAAACAGAAGAAUGCUUACGCACAUUGUUAUCACUAGAAAAAGCUACAACAAGAACAAGAACAACAAAAUCAGCACCAACCUGUCUGUUAAAAAAAAGAAAACAAAAAUGCAAAUAUGUAAUUGAGUAAUACAUAUAUAAAAAGAUAUAUAUAUAUAUACUUACAAAAAGAAGAAUAUGUACGUGUAAUCAACUGUAAUUGUACCGAAAUUGAUAACUGUAAAGCGACAAGAAAACAAAAUGGUUUAUAAAAUUGCAUAUGAUUAAAACUAUAAACUAACUAUAAAAUCAUACAAUAUCCCCCCUCCCCCCUCUCGAUGCAGCAGCGAAAGCCACACAACCAACCAACAGAGAUAAUGCAUAAUUGAGUGUCUGUAAUAUGGCAUACAUAAAUAAAAUAAAAUAUAAAUAUUAUAAUAAAACGGAGCAAAAAAAAAAUUAUAAAAAUACAAACACUGAGAAACAACCAAAACACGAAAAGGCGUAAUUCAUUUCCCCCUAUCUAUAUAUAUAUAUAUAUAAAUAAUAUAGAUAUAUAUAUAUAUAGAUAUAUGGUUAAGAGUGAACAAUUUGUACGUAAAAAUCACCCACACGAUGAUAAUGGUGUUGUUGAAGAAGAAACCUGUACUCGUAAUGAAAAUAUAGCAAAAAGUUUAAAUAAAAUUUAUACUUACGAGCUAAAAACUAACACAAAUACACAGAGAGGGAAAACAUUUCAUGACCACAAAACACACACACACACAGCACACCAUACACACAACACACGAUUAUUUUAUUUUAUUGUAUGUAUCAUAUAAACGAAAAGAAAAUCAAAUAAUAAAAGAAAAGAACAAGGAGAGAACAACAAGCGGGCGUAAUGUAGAUUAAAUGUAGAUAGCAGAAAGAAAAAACAACACAAGAAACAUGUCAAACAAUAAAGCGAGCGAUAACCAGCAAGAAAAGCUGUA
Drosophila obscura is the source of this 10553-nucleotide messenger RNA. It is a transcript of the gene Larp4B, whose product is annotated as la-related protein Larp4B. The record is from RefSeq and is a predicted model, not a curated record. Bases 845 to 5596 code for a protein of 1583 amino acids. Gene Ontology annotation, cellular component: cytosol; cytoplasmic stress granule. Gene Ontology annotation, molecular function: mRNA 3'-UTR binding. Gene Ontology annotation, biological process: positive regulation of translation. The transcript has 9 exons. NCBI's taxonomy places the organism in Eukaryota, Metazoa, Arthropoda, Insecta, Diptera, Drosophilidae.